Scaptodrosophila lebanonensis is the source of this 2113-nucleotide messenger RNA. Its product is annotated as serine/arginine repetitive matrix protein 2. Bases 19 to 2076 code for a protein of 685 amino acids. The record is from RefSeq and is a predicted model, not a curated record. The transcript has 4 exons. NCBI's taxonomy places the organism in Eukaryota, Metazoa, Arthropoda, Insecta, Diptera, Drosophilidae.
CAAUACGUUUCUCCCAAAAUGUCAGCCGUGUUACGACAAGGCUGCGAUGCACUGGGAUGUGCUGUCAGCUACUUACAAGCGGCCCGCGUUGUGGAGAUACGACAUGUAGUUGAAUUGUUGGGAGUUCAGCAUGCCGAGAUUUUAGCCGCGGUUGUGUUAUUUUUAAUGUUACAAUUCACAAAGUUCACUGCAGUUCUCUUACUGGCUUUUUUGAUUGCCGUCUGUCUAUUUUAUAUGUGGGAUAAUAUCUUUCCCGAAGUAAGCAACAAUCAAUAUUAUGCGUAUCCAAUUCAUAUGCAAUAUCAAUAUCAACCCCAACCAUUUUACCCACCACAACCGCAAUAUCAAGCUGAGCCUCAGUCAGCACACACACAAACGUCACACCAAGGAUCACGUGCAGGAUCAGUUCAAGAACCACUUCAGCCGUUCAUUAUACCGCCAGCACCCAUAACCAGCCCGGAUCCACCAUCUCGGGAUCAACGCACAUCUGCCUUGUUACCGCCUUUCUCGAGCUCUGACGUCUCAAUUACAAGACCAUUCCAUCCUAGUGCAAGAAAAACAACACCAACUACUAGCCGCGGUAGCUCAGUACGUACUAGCAGACAAGAAAUAUCAUCCCCACAUCCUGAAAGCACUUCAGAAGCAUCACACCAAAGAAAAAAUUCUGCACCAUCUACUCAAAAAACUGGGCUGCCGCCUUCUCGUCGGCAUUCAUCUGCUAAGCGAAGCCCAGAAUUACGUAGAAGCUCCGCUCUACUUGACGCAGGAACACCAACGGCCCACGGAUUCUCUGCAGAGUCCCAGGAAUUAAGCCCAUCUGGUAGUCCAAAGCGCGAGCACAAACAGCGUUCGUCUCAACAGGACCGUAAAUCACUCCAAAACCGAGCAUAUGGGGAAGCCGACGUGCGCGCCUUACGCGGUCAUUCAAGCUCAAUCUAUGAGCACAGAAUCAGGCGAUUAUCUGAUGCUGAUCCUCAAUCGUCGCGGCGGCAACAUCACUCAAGUGAGGAUCGUAGACGACAACUCUCGUAUCCCAACGAAGAACAUAAGCCACAAAAGCAUCGCCGAAAUCCAUCUAGCAAAAGUCAAAAGAAGUUGCGUGGCAUAGAAGACCCAUUUGAAUACUCAAGGAUGGAAGUUCAUGACCACUCACGCAGAGCUCGAGAUGGACCAACAACUAGUACGUCACACCGUCAUACUGUAACCCCAGUUCCUAGUAGUCGGGAAACCAGCAGGAAAUCAAAAUCGAAAUCGGGUAAGACUGCGCUGGUCGAGAACAGCGCGCGAUCCCAAGAUGCUCAGUCCCUAAAAAAUCAUUCCAGGAAAAAAAUCGAAAACAAACGUGGCACAGUAGAUCUCACAAAUAAAAUAGAUGGUCCCAAAGCAAAAAAGUCGCCGAAUGAUGCUACGGAAACAUCCAGCGAGCAUGAAAUUAGGAACAUAAAAAUUAACACAUGUAACUGCGAUGACAGUUCCGCAUCGGAGCAAGAAUACAUUUCAGCAAGAUCUGAUUCCAGUAGUGUGGUGUCAAAAGAUACUGAAGGGGAAAAGGUGCCCUCCAAUAUCAGCUAUCCUUACAUCGUUCGUGUCGAUGAGCAGGCCAGCAAUACCAUUUUUCCUCAAAGGCCUGAGCAAGCUCCUGGUACUGCAAAAUCAAAUGAUGUCCAAUUUAACGAUGACUCAAUUAAACAGAAAUCAGCGGCAACUAAUCUGCCUCCGGUUGAGUUUAAAGUAAGAGACUAUCCCUAUGUAGUCGAAGUUGCUGGAAAGGAAAAAAGAAGGAGUCUUGUAAAAGGUUCGGAGGAACAGCAUUCAGAAUCAGAUGAAGCCUUGCCCAGCACUCGCGCGAAACAACACAAGCUGGAAAAUAAAAUUCGUAGGCACCAAGAUGCAAGCAUAAACACUGACACACCAGCCAAACCAUAUCCUCAUGUCGUUGAAAUUCACAAGCACAAAAAGCGGAAAAGUCCAGCAAGAACUUCAGAUAGCAAUGCUAGCAGAAACUCGCCUUCUGCUUCGCGCCAAUCAGCUGACAGCUCUGACAAUGAUAAUGUAGGGAAACCAAAAAGCUUGUAAAUUUAUUUUUAAUAAAGGAGAAAUUUAUUGAGGAGAA